Olea europaea var. sylvestris is the source of this 1742-nucleotide messenger RNA. Its product is annotated as ADP-ribosylation factor-like protein 8a. The transcript has 5 exons. Bases 964 to 1590 code for a protein of 208 amino acids. Gene Ontology annotation, biological process: protein transport. The record is from RefSeq and is a predicted model, not a curated record. Gene Ontology annotation, molecular function: GTP binding; GTPase activity. Lineage: Eukaryota; Viridiplantae; Streptophyta; Magnoliopsida; Lamiales; Oleaceae.
UGUGUAAGGGUUUUGUUUAUUGGUGGUGAAUUUUAUGAUUUACUAAAUAUUUCUUUUGGUUCACUUUAUUGUUAUGGAAUUUAGGUCUCUUACUGAUGAAUAGUGGUGCUUCUUGGAAUUUUUGUUAUGCAAGUUUAUGUUCUUCUAGAAUCUGUUUGUUUGUGAAUGGUAUUAUUUGCAGACUGCCAUUAUAUAAUAUAGUUUUGGGCUGAAAUCAAAUAAAAGUUAAAGUUUCAGGUAAUCUUGUUGUGUUGGUGGGAAAGGAGAGAAACUUCUGUGGGUGUGUGGUGGGCCACCUGUUGAGAUGGCGCACCCUGAUAGUCGUGGUGCGAUCGAAGUUUCUUUCGUGUGAAAGGGAUAUCAUAAUUGAUUUGAUUGAAUUGUAAUUGAGAUGGAGAAUAAAGGAAUCAGAUCACUUGAACUGAACAUUUUGGAUUAUCUAUGUUGGAGUUAAAUCUUUAUUUCUUCUAUAAGAUUUAGUAUUUGGUAUAUACCCUCUGCACUCAAGGAUGAUCUAAAUUAUGAAAAAAAUUUGACUCCAUAAUUGUUUUUCGUUCGCACUUAAUAAUUUCUUGAAUAUUCACAACUACCUUAUUGCUACCUACAAUUGAGAUCUGUUCUACGCCAAUAUUGAAAUUCACCAAAUCUGUUAUCAUAAUGCCUUAAAGUUUGGCUUGUGCACAUGCAAAUUCUCGUAUAUUGUUGCAAAAGAGAAGUGACAUAUACGGCCGAUUGUGAUGUAUCACUCAUCUCUCUAUGGAAGGGUAUUAAAUGCACUUGGCAGUAACUUUUUCAUAAUAUACUUCCAUCAUUAAACUGUGAAAAGAUAAUGUUAUGGUGUUUCUGUUUGAUGAACUGCACUCACAAAAAAAGAAAUAUUUACAUUGUUGGGCUCAAUGGAGCAAAAUGUGCUGUUGACCCUAGCCCUCGGGGAAGUGGUUUAGGUAAGGACUUUAGAAUCCGAUGCGCUCACCCAGCGAGAAAGGCCCUGAUGUGCAUUUAAGUGGUUUUUCCUUUUCACGGUUAAAUUAUUUCAAAUUGACUGAAAUGACGUUGUUUUUGCAUGUUUACAGCAUUUUCUUCAAGCAAGAGAUGGAGAUAACUUUGAUCGGUCUUCAAAAUGCUGGGAAAACUUCACUUGUAAAUGUCAUUGCUACUGGUGGAUAUUGUGAUGAUAUGAUCCCUACAGUAGGAUUUAAUAUGCGCAAGGUGACUAAAGGGAAUGUCACAAUAAAGUUGUGGGAUCUUGGAGGUCAACCUAGAUUUCGGAGUAUGUGGGAACGAUACUGUCGUGCAGUUUCUGUCAUUGUUUACGUUGUUGAUCUUGCCGAUCAUGAAAACAUCAGCGUCUCCCAACGUGAACUCCACGAUCUGCUGAGUAAACCAGCACUCAGUGGUAUUCCUUUGCUGGUAUUAGGGAACAAAAUUGACAAGGCUGAAGCCAUAUCUAAGAAUGGAUUGAGUCAUCAAAUGGAUUUGAAAUCUAUAACUGAUAGAGAGGUGUGCUGCUUUAUGAUUUCGUGCAAGAAUUCGACCAAUAUCGACCAGGUCAUUAAUUGGCUAGUUAAGCAUUCUAAAUCGAAGCGCUAAGGAUGGGGAUCUAUACUCUAAUUUGUGUUAUAAAAUUUUUAAGAGAUGAUUUUCCAGAUUGAUUUACUGCUUUCUUCAGAGUUGUCUACCUAGUAAAUUACUUUUACAGAAAUUAUGUAGGGUAAUUACCACUACAAAAAUUGUUAGUUAUA